GUCACGAGGAAUCGGUGACGUGAGUGCUUGCGGAAGCAGAGCGUGGAAUGUUGGUACAUUGUUGUUGUUUUGUAGUUGAUUUAGUACGAGGAUACAACGCUGCUGUCUGCUGGACGCUUUAUACCCACUGUGUCAAGUUACUCCGCCGCCUGGAUCGGAAACCUACUCCGACACUUUUUACGCACCACGGCCCAGAGAUAUCCGCGUCCACAGAGCGUGUCUUCUGUGAGAUUCUGGCCAGUUGUCUGCAUGCAGGGAAUGACGACUCAUUUUAAGACGAGCAAAGCUUUAAAGGUCAAGAAGGAGGUGGGUGAGAAUGCCCCUGCGGUCAGCGACGAUGAGUUGGUGGCCAUGUCCGUGCGGGAGCUCAACCAGCACCUGCGUGGGCUGACUAAAGAUGAUGUUGCAAAGUUGAAGCAGCGACGACGGACCCUGAAAAACCGGGGCUACGCUGCCAGCUGCCGCAUCAAACGGGUCACCCAGAAGGAGGAAUUGGAGAGACAAAAGACAGAGCUGCAGCAUGAGGUGGACAAACUGGCCCGUGAGAAUGCUAGCAUGAGGUUGGAGCUGGAUGCCCUGCGAGCCAAGUAUGAGGCCCUGCAAUGUUUUGCCCGGUCUGUGACCCGCGGGCCCCUCUCUCCAGGCAAGGUGGCCACCACCAGCGUCAUCACCAUUGUCAAGUCCGCCAACCACAGCAACUCCAGCCCGUCCCCGUUCUCAACUCUCUCCUAGUGUUGACAGGACUGGGCUCUCCUUCUGCCUGGUCCUUCCCGGUUCCAACCCAGCCUGAACCCACUAAUCCUGUUCUGAAAAGACCUUCAGUAGUAAGACUGAGGGAUGGAACAUGAUGGCAAGCUCUAUGUGAUGUUAUGCUGCAUUCACAACUCUGUCUUCCUACUUCUGUCUCUCUUACACAAUCUACAUUGUCUGUGCACUGUGCAACCCCCCCCUCCCGACCAUGCACCGGCAGGGUACUGGGCCUCUGUGACCCUUCUUCCAUGACUGUUAGCAGAGAUUUGCUUUUUACUCCAGUGUAAAAAAGUAUUAGACAUGCCUUAACGUGGCAGCAUUGGCCUGGGACUGCUUUUAUGCUAUUGAGCAUACAACUUGAGAUUUAAUUUGUACAUACUGUAUGUGACAGUAAAGCUAUUUGUAAAGCCUAUGUCACAUCCCACUUUCUGUACGUAGAAGUGUCUCAAUGUAAAUUGAGCCUUUAAAACAUUUGCCUUAAAAUGAUCAGUAAAAGUUCUUAUAGAAUACUGACAUGUUGUUUAACACAAAGACAAGGAUUUAUUGUUCCAGCCUUGAGGUUAGGUGGACGCCCAUUGUAGCCAAUUACCAGAGAUCUCCAAACAGUUGCCUUUAGGAGAAGCCACACAGAAUUUUCACUGAUUAACUUGUCUUCUCUUUUGGAAGGUUAGAAGCCAUAAAAUCACCUGUUGUAGUGUUUCUUUGGAGUUUAAACCUGCCUACACAUGGCUCUCCAUGGCCUGUUUGGAGAGCACUGCAUUAUGCAGUUUGAUAACUGGCCAGUGUUUAACUAAAGGCCUCUACUCGUGAUGAGCUAUUGUAUAUAUUUCAGUCUUGGUUAUGCAACAUUUCACUCGGUGGUCAAGCUAAAUAGCUGUUUUCGUGUGUAGGAAAAGUAAUGCCAGAGAACAGCAGUCAGUACAAUCCAGUAAAGGCUUCCAAACUGAUGGUGUUCUAAUUUAGGAGUUUUGAAGUAACAUUUAUUUACUUGUAUUUUAAAAGUUUAAAAUUCAAUCAUUAGGCAAGAUUUUGUUUGCAAGCCUUUGCUAGACUAUGUAGACUCCACUUUUAAAAUAUUAUUACAAUAUGGAUAUUUUAGCCUUUUUUUGCCUAUUGGCAACUGCAAAUAGAUGUAAUAAAAAAACAUUUCUCAUAUAUACAGUGUCUAAAUCAGGUAACUGAGCUUUUCAAGAAUUUAAUUUGCUGUCAUUAGGGCUCAUCCAUGGAACGCUUGAAAUGUGCUAGUACUUUGUGUUUUAAAUUGUUGGUUUUGUCAGUGGGGCUGAAAAGUGUAUAGUUAGCUCUGUUGUUUAAGGUGUUCGACAAGUGCUGCAAUGUCAUUAUGUUGGUAUCUUAAUGUCCCUUUGACUAGAAAAAGUAUUCAUCUAAUAUUUUAAAAUGCAAAUGAAUGAAUACUUGUUUUCCGCAGAUUGAAAUGAUAUUUGAUUGAACAGGUAGAUUUGGGAAGAGUAAAUGUAGAGUUAGAAAGUGAUCUUUAAGCCAGAUUUGUUUGGAUUUGAUAAUGGCCAGAGUCUGUCAUUAUAUAGCACUUAAGACAACUUUUAAGAUGCAGUAUAAAA
This is a messenger RNA of Etheostoma cragini (Arkansas darter), 2330 nucleotides long. RefSeq names its product v-maf avian musculoaponeurotic fibrosarcoma oncogene homolog K (gene mafk). Gene Ontology annotation, cellular component: nucleus. Gene Ontology annotation, molecular function: RNA polymerase II cis-regulatory region sequence-specific DNA binding; DNA-binding transcription factor activity, RNA polymerase II-specific. The record is from RefSeq and is a predicted model, not a curated record. The transcript has 3 exons. NCBI's taxonomy places the organism in Eukaryota, Metazoa, Chordata, Actinopteri, Perciformes, Percidae. Bases 250 to 732 code for a protein of 160 amino acids. Gene Ontology annotation, biological process: regulation of transcription by RNA polymerase II.